This is a messenger RNA of Sciurus carolinensis (gray squirrel), 2967 nucleotides long. RefSeq names its product potassium voltage-gated channel subfamily H member 5 (gene Kcnh5). Gene Ontology annotation, cellular component: membrane. NCBI's taxonomy places the organism in Eukaryota, Metazoa, Chordata, Mammalia, Rodentia, Sciuridae. Gene Ontology annotation, biological process: regulation of membrane potential; potassium ion transmembrane transport. Gene Ontology annotation, molecular function: voltage-gated potassium channel activity. The record is from RefSeq and is a predicted model, not a curated record. Bases 1 to 2967 code for a protein of 988 amino acids. The transcript has 11 exons.
AUGCCGGGGGGCAAGAGAGGGCUGGUGGCACCGCAGAACACAUUUUUGGAGAACAUCGUCAGGCGCUCCAGUGAAUCAAGUUUCUUACUGGGAAAUGCCCAGAUUGUGGAUUGGCCUGUAGUUUACAGUAAUGACGGUUUUUGUAAACUCUCUGGUUAUCAUCGAGCCGACGUCAUGCAGAAAAGCAGCACUUGCAGUUUUAUGUAUGGGGAAUUGACUGACAAGAAGACCAUUGAGAAAGUCAGGCAGACUUUUGACAACUACGAGUCAAACUGCUUUGAAGUUCUUUUGUACAAAAAAAACAGGACUCCUGUUUGGUUUUACAUGCAAAUUGCACCAAUAAGAAAUGAACAUGAGAAGGUUGUCCUGUUCCUGUGCACAUUCAAGGAUAUUACGUUGUUCAAGCAGCCGAUAGAGGAUGAUUCAACAAAAGGUUGGACAAAAUUUGCCCGAUUGACACGGGCUUUGACAAAUAGCCGAAGUGUUUUGCAGCAGCUUACGCCAAUGAAUAAAACAGAGGUGGUCCACAAGCAUUCAAGAUUAGCUGAAGUCCUUCAGCUGGGAUCAGAUAUCCUUCCUCAGUAUAAACAAGAAGCGCCAAAGACACCACCACACAUUAUUUUACACUAUUGUGCUUUUAAAACUACUUGGGACUGGGUGAUUUUAAUUCUUACCUUCUACACCGCCAUUAUGGUUCCUUACAACGUUUCUUUCAAAACGAAGCAGAACAACAUAGCCUGGCUGGUGCUGGACAGUGUGGUGGACGUUAUUUUUCUGGUUGAUAUCGUAUUAAAUUUUCACACAACUUUCGUGGGGCCCGGUGGUGAGGUCAUUUCUGACCCUAAGCUCAUAAGAAUGAACUAUCUGAAAACUUGGUUUGUGAUCGAUCUGCUGUCUUGUUUACCUUAUGACAUCAUCAAUGCCUUUGAAAAUGUGGAUGAGGGAAUCAGCAGCCUCUUCAGUUCUUUGAAAGUGGUGCGCCUUUUACGGCUGGGCCGCGUGGCCAGAAAACUGGACCAUUACCUCGAGUAUGGGGCGGCGGUCCUCGUGCUCCUGGUGUGUGUGUUCGGACUUGUCGCCCACUGGCUGGCCUGCAUAUGGUAUAGCAUUGGCGACUACGAGGUCAUCGACGAAGUCACCAACACCAUCCAAAUAGACAGUUGGCUCUACCAACUGGCCUUGAGCAUCGGGACCCCCUACCGGUACAAUACCAGCGCAGGGAUAUGGGAAGGAGGACCCAGCAAAGAUUCACUCUACGUGUCCUCUCUCUACUUUACCAUGACAAGCCUUACAACCAUAGGAUUUGGAAACAUAGCUCCUACCACGGACGUGGAGAAGAUGUUUUCAGUGGCCAUGAUGAUGGUUGGCUCUCUUCUUUAUGCAACUAUUUUUGGAAAUGUUACCACAAUUUUCCAGCAGAUGUAUGCCAACACCAACCGAUACCACGAGAUGCUGAAUAAUGUUCGGGACUUUUUGAAACUCUAUCAGGUCCCCAAAGGCCUUAGUGAACGAGUCAUGGAUUAUAUUGUCUCAACAUGGUCCAUGUCCAAAGGAAUUGACACAGAAAAGGUCCUCUCCAUCUGUCCCAAGGACAUGAGAGCUGAUAUAUGUGUUCAUCUAAACCGGAAGGUUUUUAAUGAACAUCCUGCUUUUCGAUUGGCCAGCGAUGGGUGUCUGCGAGCCUUGGCAGUAGAGUUCCAAACCAUUCACUGUGCUCCUGGGGACCUCAUUUACCAUGCUGGAGAAAGUGUGGAUGCCCUCUGCUUUGUGGUGUCGGGCUCCUUGGAAGUCAUCCAGGAUGACGAGGUGGUGGCUAUUUUAGGGAAAGGUGAUGUGUUUGGGGACAUCUUCUGGAAGGAAACCACCCUUGCUCAUGCAUGUGCCAAUGUCCGGGCCCUGACAUACUGUGACCUGCAUAUCAUCAAGCGAGAAGCCUUGCUCAAAGUCCUUGACUUUUAUACAGCUUUUGCAAACUCCUUCUCGAGGAACCUCACUCUUACUUGCAAUCUAAGGAAGCGGAUCAUCUUCCGUAAAAUCAGUGAUGUGAAGAAGGAGGAGGAGGAGCGCCUCCGGCAGAAGAAUGAGGUGACUCUCAGCAUCCCCGUGGACCACCCAGUCAGAAAGCUCUUCCAGAAGUUCAAGCAGCAGAAGGAGCUGCGAAAUCAGGGCUCCACACAGAGUGACCCCGAGAGGAGCCAGCUCCAGGUGGAGAGCCGCUCCUUGCAGAACGGAGCCUCCAUCACCGGCACCAGUGUGGUGACCGUGUCGCAGAUCACUCCCAUCCAGACAUCUCUGGCCUAUGUGAAAACCAGUGAAUCCCUCAAGCAGAACAACCGCGAUGCCAUGGAACUCAAGCCCAAUGGUGGUGCUGACCAAAAAUGUCUCAAAGUCAACAGCCCCAUAAGAAUGAAAAAUGGAAAUGGGAAAGGGUGGCUGCGGCUCAAGAACAAUAUGGGGGCCCAUGAGGAGAAGAAGGAAGACUGGAAUAAUGUCACCAAAGCUGAGUCCAUGGGGCUACUGUCGGAGGACCCCAAGAGUAGCGACUCAGAGAAUAGUGUGACCAAAAACCCAUUAAGGAAAACCGAUUCUUGUGACAGUGGAAUUACAAAAAGUGACCUUCGUUUGGAUAAGGCUGGUGAGGCCCGAAGUCCUCUGGAGCACAGUCCUAUUCAGGCUGAUGCCAAGCACCCCUUUUAUCCCAUCCCCGAGCAGGCCUUACAAACCACGCUGCAGGAAGUCAAACAUGAACUCAAGGAGGACAUUCAGCUGCUAAGCUGCAGAAUGACUGCCCUAGAAAAGCAGGUGGCAGAAAUAUUAAAAAUACUGUCAGAAAAAAGUGUACCCCAGACCUCUUCUCCCAAAUCCCAAAUGCCACUCCAAGUACCUCCCCAAAUACCCUGUCAGGAUAUUUUUAGUGUUUCAAGGCCUGAGUCACCUGAAUCUGACAAAGAUGAAAUCCACUUUUAA